GUCAUUUAACAAAAGUUUUUGAAACGUAUUUGACAAAAAAUGGUGUUAUAGAGUUUUCAAAUUUGUAAAAAAUGUGAAUUUUAUAAAAACAAUUUAACAAAUUUAUGUUUUUUUUUUUUUGAAAUGCUUCGAUUUUUAUGAAAAUGGCACAUACUAAUAAAUAUAGACUAUGAUUUCACAGACAGCAACAUUAAUCUCUACCGAUACGUGUUUGUCGUUUCUGGCCUUUCUUGUUAUAAGUAUAAACUCGUAUUGUUUAGUUAUAAUUUUGCUAAGUCAAAAAUUGCACAAAUCGUCAAAUAUUGCAGUGUCAAGCUUAAUUUUUGCUCAUUUAAUUCAAGGACUUUUUGUUAUUCCAUUGUAUAUAUUAAAACGAAGCAAUGUUCAAUCUUCAUUAGUUUGUGAUUUAUACAGAUUUUCUUAUAUGUUAACUAACUAUGCUGCAUGUUUGAGCUUGUUAAUUAUCACAUUAGAUCGUUUCUUGCAUCUAAAAAUGCCUUUUAAAUACCGAGUUUAUUCGACUGUAUACCGAAUGCGUAUCGUUUUACUAUGUAUGUGGAUAUACACGCUCGGUUUAUGCUUGAUACCAUUUGCUAAUAAAACCAGUAACUGUUACUAUAAUCCAACAGAUGUUUGGACAGCCUCUAUGUUGAUUUGCAACACCUGCGUUCCUUUUUUUAUAGCGAUUACUCUUUACAUAAUGAUCUUCAAAAAAGCUUGGAAUAUACAAAAGAGAAAAAGAAUAAACAAAAAUUUAAAGUUUACAUAUCUAAAUAAAUCCAUCAGAGUGUUUUUAAUUAUAUUUUGUUUUUUAAUUUGUUGGGGUCCAAGUUGUGUUUAUUAUUUGUUAAAUUCUUUGUGUUACAGCUUAUGUUUUAACAAAAAAUAUCAUAACACUUCAAUUGAAAAUGGCGUGACAUUGUUUAUGAAAAUAAUGACGUUUUUGGAUGGCAUUGUAGCUCCAUUACUUUACUGUGUAGGAAAUCGUAGUUUUAAAAGCGCUUCACGGAUGACGACAACAAGGUUUAAAAUGACUUUAAAAAACUUCUGGAAAAAACAAUCGAUACAUAACGAGCAUUCUAUUGAUGUUUCAUAACGAUAAUUUUCAACCAUAUUAUUCAAAUACAAUGAUAUUUUAUAAUAGGUUUUCACUUAUGACAUACUUUUUAUUCAUUAGCGUCAUGCUUUUCAACCUGAAACUGUAACUUAUGGUAUAGUAUGUUGAUUAUAAUUUAUAAAAAAGUAAGAAAUAUCUGAAUUUAAUAUAUCAUACAAAAUAUAACAUGUUUUCUACUAUAAAAACUAAUUUUUUUUCUUUCUUUCUAAAAUUUUUAUUUUUAGCUUGGUUAACAACUAAACUAGUUUUUAUUUUAAGCUGGGUUAGCAACUAAACUUUUUUUUGUAAAUAAAUCAAAUAAUUUUAUUUUAUAAUUUUAUGAAAUACUCAAUGAAAUGCAAUCUUGAGACGAUGUUCACCAUUCACAAUAUGGGUGUUAUAGAUUAAUUUGAACUCACUUUUGUUUACGUUUAAAUUGUUGAACAAAUAAUAUACUUAAUAAAGUAAUGAAUUUUCGAAUUAAAAAAAUUAAUUUUAUAUAAGAUUUUAACCUUAAAUUAUAAAAGUAUUAUAAAUUAAGGUUAAAAAUCAUUUUAAAUUCAGCCACAUGGCCAAAUUCAAAAAAAACUUUUUCUAAUCUCUUAUUGUUAAACAAAUAAUACACUUAAUCAAGUAAUGAAACUUCUCAACAAAAGAUGUCUCUCAUGAUAUCUUUUAGACACGUCAAGGCAUUGAAACUUUUAAUUUGUGACAAUAUAGAUUAAAAAUAAUUUAUUAACAAUAUAUGUUCUGUAUAUGUAAUUUAAAUGAUAUUUAGUUUAUGCAAUAUGUUUUAUGCUUUGUUUAUAAAAUAUGACUUAAGUUAAGCGACAUGCCAACUAAUGAUAUCUGGUAACGAGUUAUACUUGGUAACUAAUGAUACCUGCUAACUUUUUUUUUGGUUGUGUAUCUCUCAGUAUAUUUUUUUGCACAGGAAAAUGGGAAGUAUGUGUACAAAAGUUUGUAAAAGUCAUUGAAUGAAUUUUGAAAGAAAAACCUUUUUUACUGUUUGUCUA
Messenger RNA from Hydra vulgaris (swiftwater hydra), 2112 nucleotides. Its product is annotated as beta-1 adrenergic receptor. Gene Ontology annotation, cellular component: dendrite; plasma membrane. Gene Ontology annotation, biological process: chemical synaptic transmission; G protein-coupled receptor signaling pathway, coupled to cyclic nucleotide second messenger. Gene Ontology annotation, molecular function: neurotransmitter receptor activity; G protein-coupled serotonin receptor activity. The record is from RefSeq and is a predicted model, not a curated record. Lineage: Eukaryota; Metazoa; Cnidaria; Hydrozoa; Anthoathecata; Hydridae.